AUGACUUCCAAAUUGACUACCGCCGAGACCAAGAAAGAUGAAGCCAUUGUAUCCGGGGAUGAUGAAGUGGCGAAUAAAUCGGAUCAUGAAUCUCUCAGCACCACCAGCGAUGUCUUCGACGUGAAGGCAAUUGACCCCGUGCUAUCUAGAAAGAUGGCGCUGGUGAAUGCGGCAAUUGAUGAGAUCGGAAUGACCAACUUCCAAUGGAAGCUAUUCUGGCUCAAUGGCUUUGGAUACGCAGUGGACUCAUUGUUGGUUGUAUGCCAGUCGAUUGCAAACCCAGCUGUACAGCAACAGUUUGGACGACCAAGCCGUCACAUUUCAGGCAUCCCAAUGGCCUCGCAAAUCGGAUUACUUGUCGGCGCUGGUCUAUGGGGCUUCUCCGCCGACAUCAUCGGAAGAAAGUUGGCUUUCAAUACCAGCCUGUUCUCCUGCGCGGUAUUUGUUAUCAUUGCUGGUGGCAUGCCAAACUAUAUCUCCUUUGCAGCUCUUGUUGCCAUUUACUCUGCAGGUGCAGGCGGGAACUACAUUCUAGAUGCUACCAACUUCCUAGAGUUCCUCCCGACUAGCCAUGCCUGGCUGGUCACAUUCAUGGCUGUAUGGUGGGCAGUUGGCUACAUGAUUACCGGUUUCCUAGCCUGGGGGUUCAUGAGCAAUUUCAGUUGUGCGCCCGAUGCCACACCAGCUACAUGCUACAACUCAGAUAAUAUGGGAUGGCGAUAUCUGCAUUUCACGUGCGGUGCCCUGGUCUUAGUUUUGGCAUUGGCCCGACUGGCUUUGGUCAAGAUGGUACAAACGCCAAGAUGGCUGAUAGCCCAAAACCGCGACGAGGAAGUCAUUCGCACCCUGAAUAACAUCUCCAUCGGGGCACAACGACCUCAUAGUCUCACACUCGAGCAACUGCAAGCGGAGGGCGUGGUACUCCAUACUGAGAAAUCAGUUUGGUCUUCCCUGCGACUGAAAAUGCAUUUCAAAGGCUUAUUCCAAACCAAGAAGCUGGCUUGGUCGACCACUCUCAUUCUUGCCAACUGGUUCGUUAUUGGCAUGGUAUCUCCAUUGUUCAGCGUCUUUCUGCCUUUCUACCUCAAGUCUCGGGGAGCAAAAGUUGGAGGCGGCACGAAUUAUACUACCUGGAGAGAUUAUGCGAUAAACCAUGUUGCUGGACUUUUGGGUCCUAUCAUUGCUGCGUUACUGGUUGAGACUAAGCUAUUUGGCCGUCGUGGUACGUUGGCAAUCGGGGCAUUUAUCACGAUGUUGUUUCAGUUUGGAUAUACGCAGAUCAAAACUGAGGCGCAAAACGUUGGAGUAUCAUCCGCUAUUUCGGCUGCAUCCAAUAUCUACUACGGAACUAUCUAUGCGUAUACCCCUGAGAUUCUACCGUCGGCCCAUCGUGCAACAGGCUAUGGGCUGUGUGUCGUUGUCAACAGAAUUGGUGGAAUUUUGGGUGUUCUUAUCGGUAGCUAUGCGAAUGUUGAAACUACGGCUCCUUUGUUUGUAUGUGCAGCCCUUUUCGGCUUGCUGGUUGUUCUCAGCAUACUGUUGCCAUUUGAGUCCAGAGGGAAACGAAGUCAGUAG
Molecule: messenger RNA, 1575 nt
Organism: Pochonia chlamydosporia 170
Lineage: Eukaryota; Fungi; Ascomycota; Sordariomycetes; Hypocreales; Clavicipitaceae
Product: sugar transporter
Exons: 4
Coding region: 1-1575 (524 amino acids)
Biological process (GO): transmembrane transport
Molecular function (GO): transmembrane transporter activity
Source: RefSeq, a predicted model, not a curated record